CCCGAUUUGUUCAAGAUUUUUGAAACUUGGUCUGUGGUUUUUCGAGGCGUGUCUCGCCUUUAUCUGGUAUCGUUUCCUCCAUUCUCAUGGCCGCGAACAAAAUAAAAGCCAUUCGGUUCGCUUUCGCUGCUCAAUCAGCGGCCAACAGCUGAGUAACGCGAACAGCAGAACGCGAGUGCGGGCCUAGAGAAACACCGACAAGGAAAAAGAACAAUUCCGACGAGGUCGACGACAAAGAGGGCAACUGCCAUCAGAAGACUACCAGAAGGUUAGAAGUUAAGGAACCACAUCGCAUUCGUAACACCGGCCCUGUUGGAAUGCACCCUUGCCUAAAACAACGGAUAAUCCACACGUCCUCCGAUCACUACGAAGAGACAUUCCUCUAGGACAAACAACGUCGAAGCGUAUUGCGUCACAUUGGUUUGUCUCGCUAUACCAGCGUGUGAAGAAUAUCGUCGUAGAAAUUACUUCGAGGAUCAUGGAUUCGUUCGGCUUCAGACAGGAAGAUAGCCGUAAAGCGCAAAAUCCUCGGAAUCCUACCACUCGUCAUUUCGCACCUCUGCUCGUUGCAAUUGUUGGCCUACCUGGUCGUGGAAAGAGUCUCCUAUCCAGAAGGCUUGCCCGCUAUCUGAACUACACCCAUGAUACCACUAAAGUGUUUGAUAUCAGCGAAUACAGGAGGAAAUUAUACGGUAAAUAUGCGUCGCACGAUAUGUUCCGUGCAGAUAAUCUGCCGGCAUGGAACAUCCGUCAACAGAGCUUUAAAUUGGCAUUGGAGGAUAGUGCAAUCUGGUUACAAGAGAAAGGGCACAGAGUGGCUAUACUCGAUGGUCCCAACGUUUCAAGAGCGCAACGUCAGAUGAUCUAUGACCUAGUGCACGAUCAGCUUAACUACCGAGUUAUGUUUGUCGAAUGCGUCUGCGAAGAUCCCAUAAUAUUAGAGAAGAACUUCAAGGAUAUAUUAGAAUAUUCCGUAGAUUACAAGGAUAUGGCCACUGAAGAAGCCUUGAAAGAUUUGAAGUUAAAAAUGACACACUACCAAACCCAAUAUGAAUCUCCUUCAUUGGGCAGCCACUGGGAACUGCCCUGUCCAAUAGUUAAGCUGUUGGAUGGAGGAUACGGAGGAGUAGUGGCACACGGUGUAACCGGUGUUACAGAGGCGAAGAUUCUGGCUUACAUUUCAAUUCCGAGGCCUACCCAGCAGGUACUUUAUUUCAGCAGACACGGCGAAAGUGAAUUCAACGUGGUGGGAAGGAUCGGCGGAGAUGCAGCCCUGUCGCCUAGAGGCAGCAAGUAUGCAGUAGCGUUGGCGAAGCACAUCCAUGCUCUCAAUUUACCGUCGCUUCAAGUCUGGACCUCUACUUUGCAACGAACAAAGGCGACAAGCGAAUUCAUCCAAGCGCCUCAGCAACAUUUGCACGAGCUUGACGAGAUCUACUCGGGAGAUUGCGAGAGCUUGACUUACGAAGAGUUGCAAGAACAUUAUCCAAAAGAGCUGGCUCUUAGAGAUUGCGAGAAAUUAAAAUACAGAUAUCCGCAAGGAGAGUCCUACAUUGACGUCAUGGCCAGAUUAGUCCCUGUCCUGACUCAGCUCGAAUCAGAGACAAACGUGCUGACUGUUUCUCAUCAGGCAGUCCUACGUUGCGUUCUAGGAUAUUACCUUGAAACACCCUUCGAGGAAAUACCCUACUUCCACGUUCCUCUGCACACAAUUAUUAAGCUCACUUUACACGGAUUCUCGUAUUCUCUGGAAACAAUCAAGAUGCCAAUCGAGUGUGUCAAUACAAACCGUCCAAAACCUUCAGAUUGUUCUGUAGGACGAUCAGCUGAAGAUGUUCUUGUCACCAUACCAACACAUUUUGAUUCAGUAACAAACUUGACUUCUUGCAACUAACUAUAUAUUUUUAUAUUUCAUCUCUCUAGAAACAAGAGUGGCUCCAAAAGAAAGUAGAAUGUAACUGUGAUUUUUAUACAAUUAGGAAAUGUGUAAGAGCAAUGUUCAAUAAUCAGAUACUUAAAACGAUCAAUAAAAUUAUAAACAUA
This is a messenger RNA of Nicrophorus vespilloides, 2043 nucleotides long. Its product is annotated as 6-phosphofructo-2-kinase/fructose-2,6-bisphosphatase-like. The transcript is spliced from 6 exons. Lineage: Eukaryota; Metazoa; Arthropoda; Insecta; Coleoptera; Silphidae. Gene Ontology annotation, biological process: fructose metabolic process; fructose 2,6-bisphosphate metabolic process. Gene Ontology annotation, cellular component: cytosol. The record is from RefSeq and is a predicted model, not a curated record. Bases 479 to 1894 code for a protein of 471 amino acids. Gene Ontology annotation, molecular function: 6-phosphofructo-2-kinase activity; ATP binding; fructose-2,6-bisphosphate 2-phosphatase activity.